Messenger RNA from Kwoniella shivajii, 852 nucleotides. RefSeq lists its product as uncharacterized. Gene Ontology annotation, molecular function: structural constituent of ribosome. Gene Ontology annotation, cellular component: ribosome. The coding region runs from base 1 to 852 and encodes 283 amino acids. Lineage: Eukaryota; Fungi; Basidiomycota; Tremellomycetes; Tremellales; Cryptococcaceae. Gene Ontology annotation, biological process: translation. The transcript has 2 exons. The record is from RefSeq and is a predicted model, not a curated record.
AUGUCAUUCUCUACUCUUACUUGCAUCCGAACAGCUCUCCCUGCCUAUUCCAUGGCAUCGUCGAUCGCUGGACCUUCCCGAAUCCCCAUUCGAUCAUUCUCAGCAACUGCAUCUUCACUGGCAUCUAAACGUAAACUAAUAGCUAAAAGACGUAAAGCUUCGAAUAUAGCAUUACAAUCUUCUCGGAUCGUACCACCUGAAUCGAUUGAUCCUGUUCUGGGUAGAGUACACUACAGACAACCUUCUUCAAGAUCAAUAGGACCUACACCACCUGAACCGACGAAUCGAUACGAAGAUUCAAGGAUCUCCAGAAUACUGUUAAGUUAUGAUGAAAUAGCUUAUUCCACUCCACCAAAUUAUACAUCAGGUGAAAAACCGAAAUUCCUUUUACCUGGUAUAUCCCAACAAGAUUCCGAAUUGUUAUUCGGUGCUUUACCUCACGCUUCAACGGAACUGAAAUACUCAAUCAGAUCAGAAGGCGUCGAGGAAGAACAGAAUAAACAAUCUGAAAUGUUGAUGAGAAUAUUAGAUCUAAGAAAUGCAAGUAAAGAUAGUAUAAAUAUCAUAAAUAGACAAAAAGUUAUCGACGAAUUUGGCAAUGGUAAAGAUACAGGUAGUUCAGCUGUCCAAUCCGCUUUACUCACUGCAAAGAUACAUAACAUGUUAUCACACAUCACUUCAAAUCCAAAAGAUACUUCAAACAAGAGAUCUCUGAGAUUACUAGUUCAACAAAGAGCGAGACAUUUGAAAUAUUUCAAGAGGACAAAUAGUGAAGAGAGAUAUGAUGCUUUACUGGCAGAUUUAGGAUUGGAGAAAGGUGCCGUGGAAGGGGAAUUGAAGUUUACCUUUUAA